Myotis brandtii (Brandt's bat) is the source of this 459-nucleotide messenger RNA. RefSeq names its product collagenase 3-like. NCBI's taxonomy places the organism in Eukaryota, Metazoa, Chordata, Mammalia, Chiroptera, Vespertilionidae. The annotation marks the transcript as partial. The record is from RefSeq and is a predicted model, not a curated record. The transcript has 3 exons.
AUUACCUUGGAUAAUAAGACCAUCCUUUCACUUUUUCUAGGCAGAAAAUAUUGGGCUCUUAAUGGCUAUGACAUUCUGGAAGGUUAUCCCAAAAAGAUAUCCGAACUAGGAUUUCCAAAAGAGGUUAAAAAGAUAAGCGCAGCUGUUCACUUCGAGGACACAGGAAAGACCCUCUUCUUCUCAGGAAACCAGGUCUGGAGCUAUGAUGAUACUAACCAUCUGAUGGACAAAGACUACCCCAGACUAAUAGAAGAGGACUUCCCAGGAAUCGGUGAUAAUGUAGAUGCUGUCUACGAGAAAAAUGGUUAUAUCUAUUUUUUCAACGGACCCAUACAGUUUGAAUACAGCAUCUGGACUAACCGUGUUGUUCGGGUCAUGCCAGCAAAUUCCCUAUUGUGGUGUUAAGUGUCUUUUAAAUGUUGUUAUUUAAAUCCUGAAGAACAUUUGGGAUAAGGAUUC